AUGGCCCGGGUGGCGGUCGCGCGCGGCUGUCGGAUGCCACCGGUGCCGGCCGACGAGGAACAGAGUGGUGGCGGCCCACGGCGCGCAUACCCCAUCGUCCCGCACUCCUCCAUCGCUGGCUUCAGCGAUCUCCCCGACACCAUACGCUCGCGCACAGCCGCACUCGGGCCACCCUAG
Messenger RNA from Schizophyllum commune H4-8, 177 nucleotides. RefSeq lists its product as uncharacterized. The transcript has 2 exons. Bases 1 to 177 code for a protein of 58 amino acids. The record is from RefSeq and is a predicted model, not a curated record. Lineage: Eukaryota; Fungi; Basidiomycota; Agaricomycetes; Agaricales; Schizophyllaceae.